Paraglomus brasilianum is the source of this 1614-nucleotide messenger RNA. The record is from the annotation of a GenBank genome assembly. Lineage: Eukaryota; Fungi; Glomeromycota; Glomeromycetes; Paraglomerales; Paraglomeraceae.
AUGUCAUAUCAACAAAACGAAUAUCCAGAACAGUCCCAUCGCCUAGGACGUCCUACACGCUCUGUAGACAACAUCUCUGAUUUCGCUCCAUCGCAAUUAAUGGGAAGCUCAUACAUGUCAGCACUUCCGCACGCAUCCAACGACACGGACAGAAGAGACACAUAUCAGCCACAGUUCGUACCUGAUAUGUCGUCUGAUGAUAAUAAUCACAGUCAUCUGUAUACAAAAGGAUCAUAUUCAGAAUACAGAGGUAGUCAAGAUUAUGCACGUAAUCAACGCAUACAGCAAUUAAACGAGGGAUAUAGACCAGAGGCCCGAAGCUCGGCCUCUGAUCAGUCAGUCUUGCAGACAAGAACAGGUUCAGCAUCGUAUCGUGACGGUCUUCCCGCACAUGAAACAGAUGCUGUUCAUCACACUAGAGGUGAUGACUAUGACACAAAUUCAGUGGUCUCCUCGAUAUAUUCGCAACCGAGUGCCAUAGCAACACCAAAUGUACAAGAUUUUUCUUCUGAAACUAACAGACACAAUCAGACACGUGAUCAGGCGGUACCUGAUGAAGAAGAAAAGCCUUAUGUCGCUUACGAUCGUAGGGGAUAUGAAGAUGCCGGUCACUACGAACAGACCAAUUCAUACGAGAACUAUCAGCAACAUUAUAAUAAUAACAUCAAAAAUUUCGGUCAAGCUUCUACCCCUGAACCAGAACAGCAACCAUAUGAAGCAGGCUACGAAGAAGAGGAUACAUUCCGUCACCCAUAUAAUAUGAACGAAGAACAGAACCACUCACCCGUGGAAGGUGGAUAUUAUGGAAACAAUUACCGCCCAGUCGAUCUUUAUGGUCAAUACGAUGUGUAUAACGACUUCAACAACGCCCGCAUACCACAAGACAACUUCCACAACGAAGGGUCAGGACGAAUGAAUACCUUAGGACAUCCGACUGACGAAACCAGUGCACAGUCGGGGGAUCGUGCUGCAGCAAACCCCGGUUCUGAUGAGAAACCUCGAGAAUCAAUAGCUGCUACACAAAAGAAGGCUGAAAAGUCGAAGAAGAGACGAUGCUGCUCUAGACAAGCGUGUGUGCUUAUUACCUUCAUCAUCUUGCUUGUCUUAGCUGUCGCCUUAUUCUUUGUAUGGCCGCGUAAACCAGAAGUACAAAUAACGGGUGCCACUCCCGACGACUUUAGUACUACCGCAACAAUAAGUGAAACUAAUUCAGAAGUGCAAAUGAACUUUAAUUUACAAGUACAACUCAGAAACCAAGCGAAUUGGAUACCAAUAAGAUUCAAAAAAAUUGAUGUGAAGAUGUUCGACUCUAGUUCAGCAUCCAAUAGUGAUCCUGUGGCUACUGGGCAGCUCACUGACUAUACUCUCACUCCACGAACUGAUACUGAUCUACCCAUUCCAAUGAGUAUUCUAUACUUUGGAAAGAAUUCCAACGAUGAGACUCUUAAUGAUUUCAUAAACGCUUGCACUACUAAAAAUGGAACAACAACGUCCACUCUUAACGUCAGGGCUGACUUCCAGCUAUUUAUUUGGGGUAUUAGUAAGAUCUACAAACCAACAGUAACUGCAGGAAAACCUGACUUACAAUGUCCUUACAAAGUUCCGCUAUCUUAA